Melanotaenia boesemani (Boeseman's rainbowfish) is the source of this 4509-nucleotide messenger RNA. It is a transcript of the gene dtnba, whose product is annotated as dystrobrevin, beta a. Bases 310 to 2166 code for a protein of 618 amino acids. Gene Ontology annotation, molecular function: zinc ion binding. The transcript is spliced from 22 exons. NCBI's taxonomy places the organism in Eukaryota, Metazoa, Chordata, Actinopteri, Atheriniformes, Melanotaeniidae. Gene Ontology annotation, cellular component: plasma membrane; synapse. Gene Ontology annotation, biological process: synaptic signaling. The record is from RefSeq and is a predicted model, not a curated record.
UCACUUCAUCACAGCAGCAGCAGCAACCGGUGCCGAGGCAGCGGCGGGCGGGUGUGGAGCGUGUUAAAAAUGGCUCGUUGCGGAAAUAUAUAACGGGACCGGGGGGACUAAAUUAUCUGAGGAGGGGAGGAGGUCAUAAAACACGGCAAAAAGGGAAAAGAAGGGGGAGUGAAGACCCUCGGUUAUAAGUAAAGUCAGUGCCACACGUUUCAGUGUUGAUGUAUUUGGCCACGAAUACCUGCCGAAAAUAGUCCCGUCGUCCUUUAUUGGAGUUCCUCUAUCCUGUGUGCCCCCCCUGACACAGAGAGGAUGGUGAUGGAGGAGGGGGGCCAGGGAAACAGAGGGCGGGGGCCGAGAGCAGAGGGGAGGCAGAUCUUUGUUGAACUUGGGGAGCAGAACUUGGAUGCUAUUUGUCUUUCUACAUAUCGAACUGCCUGCAAGCUCAGAUUCAUACAGAAGAGAUGCAACUUGCAUCUCAUUGACAUAUACAAUGUGAUCGAAGCGGUGCGGGAUGCCGGUCUAAAUGCAGUAGAGCUAAACGCCGGCAUCUCUGUAACCAGACUGGAAAACCUGGUGUCCUCCCUGUUCAACCAGCUCAGCAAACGCCUGCCCACCACACACACCAUCAACCCACAAGAGAGCUCCGUCCUCCUGGUCGAUUUCAUACUGGCUGCCGUCGACUGUGAGCCAGAAAGCCGUCUGACCGUUCUGUCUGUGAAGGCGAUGCUGGCCACACUGUGUGGAGGGAAACUGGUGGAUAAACUUCGAUAUGUGUUUUCUCAGGUAUCUGACUCCAAUGGUGUGUUGGUACUGUCCAAGUUUGACAAUUUUCUGAAGGAGGUUCUCAAGCUGCCCACUGCUGUACAUGAAGGACCAUCCUUUGGCUACACACACACCAUAGCACGCUCCUGUUUCCCACAACAGAAGAGGGUGAUGCUGAACAUGUUCCUGGACAUCAUAGCUGAUACUCCUCAGUGUCUUGUCUGGCUGCCUCUCAUGCACCGCCUGGCCAAUGUGGAGCAUGUCUAUCACCCUGUGUCAUGCUCCUACUGCCGUGGCAACGGGAUGACUGGCUUCCGCUAUCGCUGCCUCCGCUGCCGUGGUUACCAGCUCUGCCAGAACUGCUUCUGGCGUGGUAAUGCCAGCGGCUCUCAUAGCAACCAGCACCAGAUGAAGGAGCACUCAUCCUGGAAGUCGUCAGCAUCAAAGCUCGGCCGAGCCCUGAGCAGGACUCUGGGCUGUGUGUCAUCGAGAGAGGCUCCCCACCCAAUUUACCCUGAAGAGCCUGAGAGGACCCUUAACCUCGCCGACAUAGUCCCCUGCAGACCAUUUGGGAACACCAGCGAGGCCAUGUUGCUGUCUUCAUCAGUGCCCGAGUCCUCCAAGAGUUUGGCAGCAGCUCAGCGAAUGAACGAGGAGCACGCUCUGAUUGCAGCGUAUGUGAAUCGCCUGCAGAGCAGCCCACGUGCUGUGGACAGUCCCAGCAGGCAGGAUGAGGAGCACAAGCUGAUCGCUCGCUACACCUCCCGACUGGCAGAGACCGAGGGCGCAGGAAUGAUCCCAACACGGAGCAUCAACUUUGAUGCAAACAAACAGAAGAGGGAACUAAUUGCUCAGCUGGAGUGCAAAAACAGAGAGAUCUUGGCAGAGAUCAAACGUCUUCGUGCGGAGCAUGACGCAGCAUGCCAGCACAGCCCAGAGAAGGGCAGCACCAACCCAACUCUGCUGGCCGAGCUUCGCCUCCUCAGACAGAGGAAAGAUGAACUGGAGCAGAGGAUGUCGUCUCUGCAAGAGAGCAGGAGGGAGCUGAUGGUGCAGCUGGAGGGACUAAUGAAGCUGCUCAAGGAUGAAGAACAGCGACAGGCAGCGCAGGCUGCUGGCUCUUCUCACGCUUCUCCUUCUCGACCGAGUCCGUCCACCACCCGCUCUGUAGGUGCCGUAUCUCCUCAUGCUCACAUGUACCCUCCUCAAGACUCUCUGGCUGGUGUAGGGGGUGAUGUGCAAGAGGCCUUUGCUCAUGGCCCGAGAAGAAAUCUGAGGAAUGACCUUCUGGUAGCAGCUGACUCCAUCACAAACACCGUCUCCUCACUGGUCAAAGAGCUCCACUCUGAUGAAGGACGGGAGGAUGAGGAGAGACUGCUGAAUGGAAAGGACAGAGCAGGUUAACAGCUGGCAGGACAUCAAAAACAAGUGGUGAUUCAUCACGGCCAAAGACGACUGACCCUACCGGGACUGAAGUGUAUCUUCUCAUAUUCGUUGUUAAUCAUUGGGGGAUUAGAGCUCCUCUGCCAAUCAACCAAUCACGAUGCUGGACACCAAAUGACCGCUGCGUCCCUACUGAUGUAUAGCUGUGAUUCUUUGUGUGUGUCUUGUCCCUGUGGUUUUUUUGUUGUGAUGUGAUCAUGCCAAGCUAAGCGAGGAAUUGGAAACCUACUGAUAUGUACUGUAGCAUGUGUGUGUUCUCAGCAUUGUUGAGGUGCAAGAGGGUCAUGUAAGUGAGAAGAUGUGUUUGUGAAGGAUAAACAUGCAGGAAAGUCUGAGGAUCUGGAUGGAGAUCUUGUAUGUUACCAUGUAGAAGAGAAAGAUCAGAGGAAAAACAAAAGAAAGUCAAAAGGUAAAAAGCAUUUUCAAGUUUUGGCACUGUGUGCUUACUAUUUAUUGCUUGGAUGUUUUUUUUUUUUUUUUUUGCCAUGUACUCAUUUGGUUUUGAGUGUUUUUGUGUAUAUGAGUAUGGUAUGUGGUCAGAUCCUGCUGAGACGUUAAGCUUUACCGGGGUGUUCCCAAGCUGUCCCGUCUGGCUGAGGCGAUACAGAGUGGAGACUUUGGGGUUUUUUGUCCUGAUAUCUGAAACCAUAGUCUGCGUAUACAGGUGGAUGACACGUUGCCACUCCCUAUAAAAGUGGAGCAAAAAUAGUGCUGAAAUGGGUGCUGCUUCUACAAAUAUAUGAGCAUGAAACCUAACCUGGUUCUGCUGGAGCUCGCUACCUGUCAGGACCUUUUUUUCUCCCCAGUAUCACCGCUUACACAAAAGAAAUAAUUAGCUUUCUCUCUAUGUCAAGCACCUUGAGAUGUCUUUUUUCGCACCAUAUUUUUGCUGAACAUCUAGGGAGCUGUCAUGUCGUCCACUUUAUAAAAUCUAUCUGAAACCAGGAUGAAAAGAGAGCCGUGGGUGCUGGUAUGGCAGCUCAAGUUGUUCUGACUUCUGUGUAUCUCGGUACUGCAGUCAAAAAGGAUAUAUCUGAUUACUGUGAUGUGUGUGUGUGUGUGGUGUUUGGUAUCUACAGGGUCGGUUUUCCAAAAGAGGAGCAAAGUCUAAAAUAUUUACCUUGAACAGCUGAAGAAUUAAGAGGUCACUUCACCUGAACAAAUACUCUCCUGGACUUGAUGCCUGGACUUGAUGGGAGCUGUGGGUAUACCUGGAUACUGACAUUCACCUCACACACCACGAAAAAAUGAACAUCUUUGUGUUUUUUUCUUUUUUUUUCUCUCUUUAAAAAAACGAACAAACAAAAGAAAAAGACAAACACCCAUUUCAGACCUCGAUCUGUUUAUUAUGACAGCUUAAUUUGAGGAUGUCACAAGGAAAAGAGACCAUACAGGUAACUUUUUAUCCAAGAAAUAGCCCUAAAAUAUCAAUUUAGUGUGAGUGUUUUCAGUUAUUGGGUGAGGUGAGUUGCAUGAACAGUUUUUUUUUUUUUUUUUUACCAAAGUAUAAACACAUCAGUCUCAGCAGCUGUUGCAGUGAUUAAAAGGUUAAAAUGCUAAACAAGGAGCAAAACAAAAUUCUGCUAUUAUUAAAUUUAUCCAAAGUUACUUGGCAUUAAUCUUGAAAUCUGUUUUUCUAUAUUUGAUCUUUUUUAAAAUAACUAAACCUCUCAAAUCGACAACUUGACAGGAAUCUAAUCAACAUCUUCAAGUGUCCAAAACCUGCACAGCCAAACCAGUUUCUCACUCUUUGCAGCUGUUCAAGCUUUCUGUAAAUUGCAGGGAAUCAUGGGAGUUGAAGUUUUGUUUUUAACUACGCUCUGCAACCCCCAAAAAAUCGACAUGAAAAUCCAGCAUGACCCAAAGUUGUUUGUUCUUUCACGGUAUUUAUCAGAAAAUGUGUUUUAACUCUUUUCUGCUUUUCAGGUCUUAGUUUAGAAGCUGCUUUGUCCUGUUUUAUUUAUGCAUCGUUUACCUUCCGUUUUCAGCCACUGUGUUCCUGACUGGCUGCUUGCGACUUGGAUUCUCACAUUUCUGUUCUUUAGGGAAUGACUGACUGUGUGAGUGAUUUAAUAAAUGAAUGAGCUCAUGCGUGAGACAAAAUCGAGUCUGACUUAACAGGCUUGUCCUGACAUGAAACUGUAAACACCUCCAGCUCUGAACCUGCUGGAGCUGAUGAUGUGACUGAAACUGUGUGGAUCUGUUUUAUCUGCAAUAAAUAUUUAACAUCGAACUCUGAGUUUUAUCUGUGGCUGUUGUUUUGGAAUAAAGUCUGCACAGUAACAUAUAAACAUGAGUUUGUGA